Messenger RNA from Zingiber officinale, 1242 nucleotides. Its product is annotated as PHD finger protein ALFIN-LIKE 8-like. Bases 246 to 974 code for a protein of 242 amino acids. Gene Ontology annotation, biological process: regulation of DNA-templated transcription. The transcript has 5 exons. The record is from RefSeq and is a predicted model, not a curated record. Lineage: Eukaryota; Viridiplantae; Streptophyta; Magnoliopsida; Zingiberales; Zingiberaceae. Gene Ontology annotation, cellular component: nucleus. Gene Ontology annotation, molecular function: transcription coregulator activity; transcription cis-regulatory region binding; histone binding.
AAAAAGAAGAAAAAAGAGCGAGAUCGGCUUGAACCUCACCCAGUUCUCAUUCCUAACGCCACAAAGCUACUUCUCACUCUGACUGCUCUUCUCCAUCGAAAACCCUAACACCUUUUCCCCUCUAUCUACAUUCCAUCUUUUUAUGCUGAUCUCCUGUGCCUCUCGAUCCUACCGGCGGUACCCUCCCGAUUUUACUCCGGCGCUAGGGUUACGACUUCGAUUUCUCUCCUUCAGGUUCGUGGAGGAUGGACGAUGACGUACGCAAGCCCGAGCAGGUCUUCCGCGACUUCAGAGGCCGCCGUUCCGGCAUCAUCAAGGCCCUCACUACCGAUGUCGAGAAGUUCUACGCGCAGUGUGAUCCAGAAAAAGAGAACCUAUGCCUUUAUGGUUUUCCAGAUGAGACUUGGGAAGUCAACUUGCCUGCUGAAGAAGUUCCUCCAGAGCUUCCAGAGCCUGCUUUAGGAAUCAAUUUUGCUAGGGAUGGGAUGGAAGAAAAUGAUUGGCUUGCGCUUGUUGCAGUCCACAGUGAUUCAUGGUUACUAGCUGUUGCUUUCUACUUCGCAGCACGCUUUGAAUUUAACAAAGAGACUAGGAUGCGGCUACACAGUAUGAUCAACAGUCUCCCUACUGUAUACGAAGUCGUAACCAGAACUGCCAAGCCAUCGCGAGAGAAGACUUCCAAUGGCAGCAUCAAGAGCAGCAAGUCUAGUUCCAAGAAGCUAAAGCUCGCAGAGUCUCAAAAACCCUCAAAGAUGCAGGUCCUCACAGAUCUAGACAGCAGAGAGGACGAAGAGGAGCACGAGAACACCCUAUGUGGUGCGUGCGGCGACAACUAUGCAGCCGAUGAGUUCUGGAUCUGUUGUGAUGUCUGUGAACAGUGGUUCCAUGGAAAAUGUGUUAGGAUAACACCUGCGAAGGCGGAGCAUAUCAAGCAAUACAAGUGCCCAGGUUGCAGCAGCAAGAGACCUAAAUAACGUAUGAAAAACUUGGAGCAAUGCAUGGAAUGAUGUAUCAGAGAUUCUCAGUCCGACAUCAAACAAGCCUUCUUUGAAGCCACACUAAGCAGGCAUGCACCAUUUAGUUGCCAGACUAACUUAGUUCAUGUUAGACUGUUGGAAUGUAGGAAGAAGAUGUUAGGUUGUAGACUUGUAGUACUGGAAUGUUGGAUUGUAGUAUUGAUGGAUUCAGGUUUCUUGUGGGUGAUCAAGCUGAUUUUUUCAAUUGAUUAAAACUUAACUGGCA